This is a messenger RNA of Funneliformis caledonium, 317 nucleotides long. The record is from the annotation of a GenBank genome assembly. Lineage: Eukaryota; Fungi; Glomeromycota; Glomeromycetes; Glomerales; Glomeraceae.
AUGACUAAAAAUAUAAUAAACGUCCUCCUUCAAAAGAGUCAUCGGAUGAUGACAAACAAAGAAAAUAUUCACCAAUAUGAAAGCUCAAGACUAAAAAGAAACAAAAGAGUAGUGAAAUACAACCAUGAACAUCAACCAAAUCAAAUAAGAGUCCCCGUUUUGGUUGAUGUUGUUCAAGAAAAUGAAGAAAAAGUUAAAAGGAUUGAUGUAUUACAGGCUCAAGUAGAUGAGCUAAAAGAUCUUUUAAAAACAAUUACAAGAGGAAAACAAAAAGCAAUAAAUCCAAAGAAUAAUAUUAUUGAUUUUUCUGAUAACGA